UAUGUGCUAUUGACCAUCAAUAGUAAAGCAGAACAUUUCCAUCGUCGUUUAAGUAUCCGUCAAACAUGGGGAAAUAGCAGCUAUUUUACAUUAAGAAGCCCCAAGAAAGGCAAUGCAUGGCGUACAGUGUUUGUUGUUAGCCUGUCAUUAAAUGCUACUAUUAGGAAAUUAGUCGAAAAAGAAGCCAAGCUCUAUGGUGACAUAGUCUUGACUGAUAUCGUCGAGCAUGUUAAAAAUUUAACUCGUAAAACAUUAUUCGGUAUGACUUGGGCUGCUAAGUAUUGUAAACCAGUAUUUAUCUAUAAAGGUGAUGAUGAUGUCUUCGUUAAUGCUCCAAAACUCUACCACUAUUUAGCUAGUAUGGGUAAUAAAGCGCAAAAAUUUUUUGUUGGUCGACUAGCUGAACGUACUGCCUUGAAGCCAUGUCGUCUUAAAACACAUAAAUAUUAUGUGUCCUAUGACGAUUAUAAAGGUGAAACCUUUCCGCCAUUUGUUUCUGGCUUUGCUUAUGUACUCUCCUUCGAUGUCUUGUCGCAAAUGCUUGAUGUAGCUCCCCACGUCAAAAUACUGCAGUCAAUCGAUGAUGUCUAUAUUGGCAUAUUGGCUAGUAAAAUCAAGGUACGACCACGAAAUCAUCCUGGAUUUCAC
Messenger RNA from Trichoplax adhaerens, 648 nucleotides. RefSeq lists its product as uncharacterized. Gene Ontology annotation, cellular component: membrane. Gene Ontology annotation, molecular function: hexosyltransferase activity. The annotation marks the transcript as partial. The transcript has a single exon. Lineage: Eukaryota; Metazoa; Placozoa; Uniplacotomia; Trichoplacea; Trichoplacidae. The record is from RefSeq and is a predicted model, not a curated record.